CUGCCUCCGCCGGACUACCAUUCCCAGCGUGCACCGCGCCCGCCACCGCUGAUCCCGGUGGGGUCAGCGACCGGGACCGGGAGCGGUGGCGGGCGAGCUGGGACACGGACGCGGACAUGGCACGGUCUCAUUUCCUGCCAGGGACUGUUCCCCGGCGGCGCUGUCGCUCCCGCUGCCCGCCCGGGCCCGCUAGGCUGUGAGGGGCGCGGGGCAGGCCGGGAAGGGCGCGGGGCAGGCCGGGAGUGCCCGGCACUGGGCGCGGGGGCAGCGACACCGACACCGACAGCAGCACCGGCACCGGCACCGGCAGCGGCGGGAUGUGGUACGAGAUCCUGCCCGGCAUGGCCAUCAUGGGCGUCUGCCUCAGCAUCCCCGGCAUGGCCACCGUCUUCAUGCACCGUUUGUGUCACGGCGGCAAGGAGAAGAGGAUCGCCCGCUAUCCCUACGAGUGGACCCUGCUGGAAAGGGACCGGCGGCUGUCGGGUGUCAACAAGCACUACGUGUCCAAGGGUCUGGAGAACAUAAACUAAGGUGUCGACGCUUUGAAAAAUUCAUGUAUCUAUAGAAAAUGGUUUCAAUAAAGCUAUACAUGUGUUUGGCCCUUGUA
Molecule: messenger RNA, 607 nt
Organism: Passer montanus (Eurasian tree sparrow)
Lineage: Eukaryota; Metazoa; Chordata; Aves; Passeriformes; Passeridae
Gene: NDUFA1
Product: NADH:ubiquinone oxidoreductase subunit A1
Exons: 3
Coding region: 318-530 (70 amino acids)
Source: RefSeq, a predicted model, not a curated record